Messenger RNA from Peromyscus leucopus (white-footed mouse), 2195 nucleotides. RefSeq names its product serine palmitoyltransferase long chain base subunit 3 (gene Sptlc3). Gene Ontology annotation, cellular component: serine palmitoyltransferase complex. Lineage: Eukaryota; Metazoa; Chordata; Mammalia; Rodentia; Cricetidae. Gene Ontology annotation, molecular function: serine C-palmitoyltransferase activity; pyridoxal phosphate binding. The transcript is spliced from 12 exons. The record is from RefSeq and is a predicted model, not a curated record. The coding region runs from base 295 to 1989 and encodes 564 amino acids. Gene Ontology annotation, biological process: sphingosine biosynthetic process; ceramide biosynthetic process.
UCCAGCUUUCCUCUGCCUCCGAGAGCAGUUUACAGAGCAAACUUCUUUGUAGUUUCAGAAGCAGGUUUGUUGCCAUGGAAUCCACAGUGCCACUGGAAUAGCCUAGUAAAAGGUAACCACUAAAGAUUCAGUCAAUAGAUAGACUGUGGUUCUUCUUCUGGAAAAGCCUGACUGGUAGGAUUCCUUUAAGGGCUCAGCCCCAAAGUCCUUUAUGUCAUCACUUCAGCUACUUGAAAACUGAAGCUCCAGAAGAUCUCUGAAAGAAAACCUGCUGGGCUCAAGCACUUCCCACCGAUGGCCAAUCCUAAGGGUAGUGCUGUUACUAAUGGGACUGUCCACAAUCCCAAGACUCAGCACAGCAAAUGGCAAAGCACUGGCUGUGUGAAAAAUGGAAUCCCCAAAGAAGCCCAGCAAAAUUCUAAGAAGCCACGUUUUUUUGAUAAGCCCAUCUUUGAGUCCUACCCGGAGCCACCACUGUAUGUCUUGGUUUUUACUUACAUGGGAUAUGGAAUCGGAACCCUAUUUGGCUACCUCAGAGACUUCAUGAGAAACUGGGGAAUAGAAAAAUGCAACGCAGCUGUGGAGCGAGAAGAACAAAAAGAUUUUGUGCCGCUUUAUCAGGACUUUGAGAAUUUUUAUAAGAGGAACCUUUACAUGAGAAUCAGAGACAGCUGGACUCAGACGGUCUGCAGUGCCCCAGGGCCCUACUUGGACAUAAAGGAGAAAGUGUCUGAUGACUAUAACUGGACAUUCAGGUAUACUGGAAGAGUUCUCAAAGAUGUCAUCAACAUGGGCUCCUACAACUACCUUGGGCUUGCAAGCAAAUAUGACGAGUCCAUGAAGACAGUAAAGGAUGCUUUAGAAGAGUAUGGUGUAGGUGUGGCCAGCACCAGACACGAAAUGGGUACUUUGGAUAAACAUAAGGAGCUGGAGGAGCUUAUGGCUAAGUUCUUGAAUGUAGAAGCAGUGAUGAUCUUUGGAAUGGGAUUCGCAACCAACUCAAUGAAUAUCCCUAUACUUGUUGGAAAGGGAUGCCUCAUUUUAAGUGAUGAGUUAAACCACACAUCUAUCAUCCUGGGGGCUCGACUCUCAGGUGCAACCAUACGACCCUUCAAACACAACAAUGUCCAAAACCUAGAGAAGCUCCUGAGAGAAGCUAUCAUCAAUGGCCAGCCUCGCACAGGCCGAGCUUGGAAAAAGAUUCUCAUCCUGGUAGAGGGCAUCUACAGCAUGGAAGGUUCCAUUGUGAAUCUGCCCCAGAUAGUGGCUCUAAAGAAGAAAUACAAGGCUUAUCUCUACAUGGAUGAAGCUCACAGUAUUGGCGCUACGGGCUCCAGUGGCAAAGGUAUCAGAGAGUUCUUUGGACUGGCCCCUGAAGAUGUGGACGUAUACAUGGGCACAUUCACCAAAAGCUUUGCAGCCUCGGGAGGCUACAUAGCAGGGAAAAAGGAAAUUGUGGAUUAUGUACGAAUUCACUCACAUAGUGCCACUUAUGCGACAUCCAUGAGUCCCGUAAUAGCUGCGCAAAUCAUCAGAUGCUUGAAACUUAUUAUGGGAGAAGAUGGGAACCUUGGAGGUCUGCAGAGAAUACAGCAACUUACAAAAAACAUAAAAUACUUCCGAGAGCGGCUGAUAGAAAUGGGAUUCAUCAUCUAUGGCAAUGACUACUCUCCCAUUAUCCCUGUGCUCCUGUACAUGCCUGCUAAAGUAUCUGCUUUUGGAAGGCAUUUGCUUAAGAAAAAAAUCGGGGUGGUGGUUGUUGGAUUUCCAGCCACUGCCCUGGCAGAAGGUCGGGCUCGCUUCUGCCUUUCAUCAGCACAUACUAAGGAGAUAUUAGAUGAAGUUUUGGAAGUUGUUGAUAAACUCGGUGAUCUCCUGAAUGUGAAAUACUUCCCACUCAAGAAGUCAGGACGCCCUGCACUCUCCAAUGGGAAGAGUUUUGACAGUGAAGCAAGCUUUGAUGAGAUGAGCGUUGAACCUGAAACAUAAGUUUCCUGGCAUAAUGAAUGGAACAUAAAGACUGCCAGAAGACUUCCUUCCUCCUUUGUCUCACAAGUAAUAUAGCUGUAUUUUACCCUUUCCUCGGGACAAUUUUAUUUUCCAAACCAGCUUAAUUGAGUGAGGGAAAUAGUCAUUUCUUUAAUGUCUCUAACCUGCUGUUACAAAAUCAAAAUAUACAUAAAAUUCUAGAUUUA